Messenger RNA from Jaminaea rosea, 1710 nucleotides. RefSeq lists its product as hypothetical. The record is from RefSeq and is a predicted model, not a curated record. The transcript has a single exon. The coding region runs from base 73 to 1530 and encodes 485 amino acids. Lineage: Eukaryota; Fungi; Basidiomycota; Exobasidiomycetes; Microstromatales.
AGCUCUUUCCUCUCCACCACCACCCAACAACUCCCUUCGCACGCACGCAAGCUUGCCUGCACGCUAGGCCUCAUGGCACGACGGCCAGAUGGCAUCGAGCAAUCUCGCUCCAUGACCUCGACGCUGAUGGCGCCCUUUGCCGCUUGCCUGCCCUCAUCUCGACGAGACGAUGGCCCUUCGGCCCCAUCCUUUCACACGUUCCUGCAACGACAGGGCGAUGAGACCUCUCGCCUCCUCUCCUACGACGACUCGGACGCCAUUUCCCUCCUCUCCAACAUCGCUGAUCGGGAUGGCCGCUCAAGCAAAGCUCGUAGAAGAGCACGAGCUCGGGCUAGGCAGAGCGGGCUGCUAGGCAUGGGUGACUUUGCCAGUCGGCUGUUGGCGUGUGGGCUGUGGGGUAGACCAGCAAGUAGUGUACAGCAGGCACCACCAUCUCGCCGACACUCUAGGUCCCAAAGCGCAGACAGCUCGGCGUCGGGUGGGUCAUUGGGGGGAGAAAGCGAUGCUGGAUCCCUGGGCGAAGAAGCCAUCCAUAGACUCGCACGAGACCCUGUAUCAAUGCCGCAGGAGGCGCCCGCAGAGGAUGUAGCGGCUGAACAGGCCGCAGAAGAAGCAGCGCUGGCCCAAGAGGAAGAGGCAGCCAUCGUCAGAGCUCGCCACAGAGCAGAGAGAAAGGCGGCAAAACGAAGGGCUAUCGAGGCCGAGGCGGAGGCUGCUGCUGGAGGCUUCGGAAUCGCAGACGUGGAUGACCACGGCGAAGACCUACCUGGCGAGCAGCUCGGCGGCCAAUACGAGGAUGCGGGCGAGCAAGGCGUCGUACAUCACCAUCACUACUACUUUGAUGAUCAAGAAGGACAGGGGCCCGAUUACUCAGAGCAACCAGUCUCCCAGACUUGCCACAUCGUAGAAGACGCCGACGAGACGCCUCGAGGACCACCACAGCCAGCAGAGGAGCCAGAAGAGGAAGAGGACGAAGCCGACAUCGCCGGGUUGGGUCUCAGCUCUCGCCGCAAAAGAAGCAAGGGCGGCACGAGUCACAGCGGCGGCAGCGCAUCACACGACGGAUCGAGCUCCGGGACUGGACGUCGAGGCUGGCCGCAAGGCUCUUCAUCGUCAGGAGGCGAAGGGCGCUCAAAGUAUCUCAUGCCCCGUCACCACCACAACGCCUCCACCCCCGCCGCAAGCAGCGAGGUGGCGAGUAGCAGCACAGGCAGUGGAGGCAAGACAUCGUAUCGAGAGCACCGCAAACGCACCUCGCAUCGUCGAGGACAGUCAAUGUCCUCGAACGUAGCGGGCAGCGACCACGGCAACGGCAACAGCAACCGCAGAGGAUCAUUUGCCUCGCCGAUGCUAGAGGAAAUGACAGAGGAAGAGAAGCAGCGCCGGGCCGAUGCGGCUGCUGGUGGGUUUGACGAUUUCGAGGUACCGUCCCACAUCGAUGAGCAGUCACACGAUGACGCCAAAGAGGAGCGUAAGAGGCGCAGUAGGGAUGACUGCCAGGAUAACGACGAAGAUCUCGAGGGCCUGUGAGCUGUACGACAUUGUGCCUGUGUCGACCCUAUACCGAAACCUGAAUGACAGCCCCAUAGCUACGAGGACGCGCUGCAGACUUGAUCAGGUGACGAUUCAUAGAGAUAAAUACACAUAGACGAGCCCAGGCUUUCACUGCGAUCCCUUUCAAGUCGUCGAAUGACGAUGCACCACUGCCGA